AAAGAAGUCAUGUGCUUGUCCCGUGACCAAAUGCGGAAGUGUUGAAAUAUAUCCAUAGCGACAACAGAUUACCCUCUCUAUUUCAUAUAGAUUUUGCUGUUUUAUUUGCCCUAUUUCUCAGAGAAAUGGAAGGAUAUGCCAAAACAUCACUUAGCACCACGUAUGCUGGAGCCCCGGAUUUCAGAGGGAAUGACAGUUCUCUGGUAUCUGCUCUGAAAACUCUUCUCUUCUUCACCAUCCUGAUGGUCACCCUGCCCAUAGGACUGUACUUCGCAUCAAAGGCAUAUAUCUUUCAAGGUUCCCUACAGAUGUCUAACUCAGACAGUUAUUUCUAUGCUGCCAUCGUAGCUGUGCUGGCCGUACAUGUGGUUCUGGCUUUGUUUGUCUACGUGGCCUGGAACGAGGGCUCCACCAAGGACAAGGGGAAACACGACUAACCCUUAACCUGGCCGUGCUGCUGGCCCAGAGAAGGCCUGGACCAAGCCACUUCCAGCCCCCACCCAGCCUGGCUUCUCUCCAGUCCCCAGCCCCUGUUUGACCAGCCCCCAACCCAGCCCCUGUUUGACCAGCCCCCAACCCAGCCCCUGUUUGACCAGCCCCCAACCCAGCCCCUGUUUGACCAGCCCCCAACCCAGCCCCUGUUUGACCAGCCCCCAACCCAGCCCCUGUUUGACCAGCCCCCAACCCAGCCCCUGUUUGACCAGCCCCUAACCCAGCCCCUGUUUGACCAGCCCCAUCCCCAGCCCCCACCCCAGCCCCUCCAGCCCCCACCCCAGCCCCACCCCAGCCCAACAGCCAUGGAGGGGCUCAUACCGAGUCCAUCUCCUGGUGUUAGGAGAGAAUAAUGUAUUGGGUGUUUCUGACCUCCCCUGUCAUGUGUUACAGCCCGUUAGAGGGUGUGUCAUAAACUGGGCCCUGGCCAGAGACGGCCGUGAAAUGCCAGUUCACAACUGGAGCAUGUAGAAAUGUAUUGUCUGCGUCCAACCCUAUUCCCUAUUUAAUGCACUACGUUUGACCAGGGCCCUGUAAGGCUGUUUGACCAGGGCCCCGUAAGGCUGUUUGACCAGGGCCACGGCCACGUAAAGGCUGUUUGACCAGGGCCCCGUAAGGCCGUUUGACCAGGGCCCCGUAAGGCCGUUUGACCAGGGCCCCGUAAGGCCGUUUGACCAGGGCCCCGUAAGGCUGUUUGACCAGGGCCCCGUAAGGCUGUUUGACCAGGGCCCCGUAAGGCCGUUUGACCAGGGCCCCGUAAGGCUGUUUGACCAGGGCCCCGUAAGGCCGUUUGACCAGGGCCCCGUAAGGCCGUUUGACCAGGGCCCCGUAAGGCCGUUUGACCAGGGCCCCGUAAGGCCGUUUGACCAGGGCCACGUAAGGCCGUUUGACCAGGGCCACGUUGACCAAACGUAGUGGAUUAUACAGGGAAUAAGGUGCCAUUUUGUUUUCUGUGUGUUUACAUCAUGUCACUGCUGUUGUGGUUGGAUCCGUCCUUGUUGACCGGAUUCAUUUAAGAACGUUGUGUUUUUGUGAGACUGUCUGUAGACGUUUAUUUUUGGUUGUAAUUUGAUGUCCAGAGUGUUUGUUAUGAUGAAACAUUAAACAAAUCAAAUGAUCCAUACUAUACUGA
Oncorhynchus keta (chum salmon) is the source of this 1624-nucleotide messenger RNA. RefSeq names its product vacuolar ATPase assembly integral membrane protein vma21-like. The transcript has 4 exons. The record is from RefSeq and is a predicted model, not a curated record. Bases 126 to 437 code for a protein of 103 amino acids. Gene Ontology annotation, cellular component: endoplasmic reticulum membrane. Lineage: Eukaryota; Metazoa; Chordata; Actinopteri; Salmoniformes; Salmonidae. Gene Ontology annotation, biological process: vacuolar proton-transporting V-type ATPase complex assembly.